UUAAAGGGAGCUUCACAGAGAGAGAGAGAGAGAGAAACCUUUAUCUUUUUUUGUUGUUGUUGGCUUGAGUACUGGCUGGUGGCUUGCUUCAGUUAAAGUAAGAGACCACAGAGAGGGAUUUCUGGUGGUUUUCAUGGUUAAAGGAGCUGCUGCUUACUGGGAUAUGAGUAGUCAUAGAGUUGAUAGCUACAUACAAGAUUUCAAGAGUUUGAGAUCAAGAAGAUCAUCAUAGCGGGCGCGGAAACAAGCGAUGAAUAAGAGUAGUAAUAAUAUAGGAAGGUCAAUCAGCAGCUCUGAUCUUAUUGAUGCAAAGCUUGAAGAGCAUCAGAUAUGUGGAUCCAAGCAGUGUCCAGGUUGUGGUCACAAACUUGAAGGCAAGCCGGACUGGUUAGGACUACCAGCCGGAGUCAAAUUUGAUCCAACAGACCAAGAAUUGAUUGAACAUUUAGAAGCAAAAGUAGAAGGCAAAGACACCAAAUCACAUCCUUUGAUAGAUGAAUUCAUUCCUACUAUUGAAGGUGAAGAUGGGAUUUGUUACACCCAUCCAGAGAAACUUCCAGGAGUGACAAGAGAUGGGCUGAGCAGGCACUUCUUCCACAGACCAUCCAAAGCAUACACAACUGGAACAAGAAAGAGAAGAAAAAUCCAAACAGAAUGUGACUUACAAGGUGGAGAGACAAGAUGGCAUAAAACAGGCAAAACAAGGCCAGUCAUGCUCAAUGGGAAACAAAAAGGGUGCAAGAAAAUCUUGGUACUCUACACAAACUUUGGUAAGAAUCGAAAACCCGAAAAGACGAACUGGGUGAUGCACCAAUACCAUCUAGGGAAACAUGAGGAAGAGAAGGAAGGUGAGCUUGUGGUGUCCAAAAUAUUCUAUCAGACUCAACCAAGGCAAUGUAAUUGGACUACUGCUGCUGUUGAUAGGAGUACUACUACCGCUACUACUGGUGAAGGAAGUAGUACUGAUCAUCAACCUAAUAGUACUAGUAGAAGAGAUAGUGGUAGUGGUAGCUCAUCUUCUAAAGAGAUUAAUGUCUCACUUAGAGAUCAUGAAAUAUCUGCAACUGGUGCUGCUGCUGCAAUAUCAAGUUUUGGUUCUGCCUUGGAUCAUUUGUCACAGUUGAAAGCUCAUGACCAUUUCAGCUUUCUCCCAUUCAGGAAAAACUUCGAUGAGGUGGGGAAUAUAGGAGAUGCUUCAACAGCAAGGGAUCAACCCACUUCGGUGCCUGUCACGUGCGCCGUCGAGUUUGGGGAGAAUCAACAGAGGCAACUUCAUCAUCAUCAUCAACAACAACAACAUCAUCAGAAUAUGGCAACUGCUGCCUUUCACAUAAGCAGGCCUUCACAUCCCAUCUCCACCACUGUCUCUCCUCCUCCACUGCAUCACACUUCCAUAAUUCUCAAUGAAGACCCUUACCAUAUCUCCAGGUUCAUGCUUCCAAAUGAUCAUUUCCAGCAACAGCAACAACAUCAUCAUAAACUAGUAGGAAGGUCUGCGUCAGGUUUGGAGGAGCUCAUCAUGGGUUGCACUUCAACAGACAUCAAAGAAGAAUCAUCAAUCAAUCCAGCAAACGCACAACAAGAGGCAGAAUGGUUGAAGUACUCGUCCUUCUGGCCUGUUGAUCCUGACAACCAAGAUCAUCAUGGGUAGCACCAACAAAACCCUACAAAACAUCAUCAUCAUCAUCAUUGCCAUCAUUUUUCUAGUACAAACCCACAAGAGUUUGUUCUCUCUCAUCUUUUCCUUUCUUUUCUCUCCUUGUCUCUCAACUGAAAUUAACUGCAUAAACAGUCCAUGUUGGAAAGAAAGAAAAAGAAAGCCAGGAAAGGAAAAGAAGAAAGAAAAAGAAAGCCAAGAAAGGCUGCUUCUCUAUCUCUUUCUCUCGACUGACAAAAUUUAUGGCCAGAGGAGGAACCAAACAAAGCAAAUCCUCCCUCUUUCUCUCUUUCUGUGCAUGAAAAUCAUCAAUGGUAUCAUUACACUAUCAUCUUCCAUGUCUCUAUAUAUUAUUUUAUUUUUGUGUUUUUUUAUACUUCCUUUUGCAAAGGAAACACCACAGAGUUAAUUUGUGCAAAUUAAUUAAUGCAAAGAGGAACUUUGUUGAUUGUAAUAUUAAUUGUGCCCUAAUUAUUCCCUUUUCAGUAAAAUAUACUGUACAAGGAAGGAAAUUUGUAUGAUAUCCCCCCUCUAUAAAUGAAGAAAUUGUUUAUUCUCA
Messenger RNA from Tripterygium wilfordii, 2216 nucleotides. Its product is annotated as NAC domain-containing protein 75. Gene Ontology annotation, molecular function: transcription cis-regulatory region binding; DNA-binding transcription factor activity. The transcript is spliced from 7 exons. Bases 251 to 1651 code for a protein of 466 amino acids. Gene Ontology annotation, biological process: regulation of DNA-templated transcription. Gene Ontology annotation, cellular component: nucleus. The record is from RefSeq and is a predicted model, not a curated record. NCBI's taxonomy places the organism in Eukaryota, Viridiplantae, Streptophyta, Magnoliopsida, Celastrales, Celastraceae.